CAUGUGACGGACUCGUGACCUAAUGCGGAAGAGGGGAUUUCAGCAGCGACACAACACAACACAGACGGCGAAACGCUGACUUGAUCCGAUUCAAUUUACCCUUCAUAUCUUUAUCUCUCCUCCCAUCAGCCCAGCAAUGGACGGAUCUGUCAGAGCAGCUUCAGACACCACAGUCGGGCCGCCGCCUUAUUACAGAGGGAACGAGGGCUCCCUGGUGUCAGCCCUGAAGACACUGCUGUUCUUCACCGUCCUCAUGGUCACGCUGCCCAUUGGCCUCUACUUCGCCACGAAGGCGUACGUGUUUGAGGGUUCGAUGAAGAUGUCAAGCUCCGACAGCUACUUCUACGCAGCCAUUGUUGCAGUGCUCGCCGUGCAUGUGGUUUUGGCUCUGUUUGUUUACGUGGCUUGGAACGAGGGCACCACGCCUAAAGGGAAGGGCAAAGACGAUUAAGGCGUGUCCUUAUCGGCUCAUGAGACCGCAGGAGACGGACAGACGUGGGCAUGGAUCCACAGCCCCCCCACCACGGGCUCCAGCACUAAACUCAGCACCAUCUACCAACCAGACUGUUAGGGGAUCUGGUUUGCGCUUAGGCUUUAACCCGAGGUUUAAGCAGGAAACGGUUUUAUUAUUCCCUGGCAUGGGGAAGUGGAGGCUGCUGGGUGUGUUUGUUCACCAGCCCCAGCAGGCCCGCUAUUUCGACUUUAUUUUGUUCUCUGAAAAUGUUACUUUUGUUGACAGAGGACGGCCCCUAUUUUUAAGAGGCUUUGUUAUAAGCUGCCCUUUGGCUAAAUGCUAUUAGUCCUGUCACAGUGGAGAGUUUGUCAUGUAGGAAAACAUCUUGGUUGCACACACACACAUACACACACGCACACAUGCUGAAUUUUGUGGGUUUAAAGGAUUUGGUUCCAAAAUGUUCUCCAUCCAUUCUGUCAGAGUUCAUGCCACUGAAUUGAUUAUUUGCAGACAAUUUAAAGAUUACUCUUAACUUCAUAAUACUCCAUAAUGUGCUUCCCUUCCGGGCCUGUAUUUUGGAUCAAAAUCAUUCUGAUUCUCAUCCGUUUGUCCUCGUAAAUGAGUGUUGUUCUUUCUGUUUUUAAGAGUUUGUGAGGUGUAGCUUGGUGAUAUUUUUGGAUCUUUGAAUAAGUAAAAUUGUUGCAAGAUUAAAUUGUAUUUAAAGGAGUGUUUGUAUUGAAGAUGUCUGUUGGAUUUGAGGAUACAGAUGUAUGUGAGGUUGACGUGAUGCAGAUGAGAAUGUUUUACUUUAAUAAACCUGAAAAUUCAAACGUU
This is a messenger RNA of Acanthopagrus latus (yellowfin seabream), 1288 nucleotides long. It is a transcript of the gene vma21, whose product is annotated as vacuolar ATPase assembly factor VMA21. The transcript is spliced from 3 exons. Lineage: Eukaryota; Metazoa; Chordata; Actinopteri; Spariformes; Sparidae. Gene Ontology annotation, cellular component: endoplasmic reticulum membrane. Gene Ontology annotation, biological process: vacuolar proton-transporting V-type ATPase complex assembly. Bases 137 to 451 code for a protein of 104 amino acids. The record is from RefSeq and is a predicted model, not a curated record.